CCGUUUUGAGGUUAGACAAUGUACAAUUUAACUUUAGGAGUUAAGUUUUUAUAAAUAAGACGCCUGUCUUUAAGUAUCUUACAUUUAUAUUUGUCACUGUAUGACCUAUAGAUUACUCGACUGGAUUUGAUACUGAUUUACUGGUUAUCAACACUUAACAGCUUUGUUUACAGUUUUACGAAGUAACUUAACCAUACAAAGUAUAGGCCUACUAGUGUGAGAAAGGUUGGGUGUUAAACGUUCUAGGAUGCAGUAUACAUUACCAAUUCUUCAGCAGCCUGUUCACAUACGUUGUGACAGUAUAGCAAGAUGGGUUGAUGAGUGUACCAAUAAGGAUUUAGAAAACUUAUUACCGGAUAUCGUAGAAGAUAUUUUUGGAGUCAAAAACAGAGUUGGAUGGGGAUUAAUGAGCAUAGAAUACAGUUUAAACUCAGGAGAGUAUGACUUGCUAUUCAAGUUUCUGCAUCCUAAUGGACCAAUGUUUCGCCUCUGUUACAAACUUUUGUCAGACCCUUAUAUUAAAUACAAAUUCCCACUUGCCUUCCUACCUCAAAAAGUGAAACAGUCCAUUGAAGAAGGUACAGCUUUACCUUUCUAUAUCGACAAACUUGAAAUGGAUCCACGGACCCGCACACCAUUGCAUCUAGCUUUGAAUCCUUUUGAGUUGUACAUGUUCCACUUCAUGUACCAUAUAGUGAACCCUUGCCAGAAGUCAGUGCCCUACCAGGAGACUCGGGUAUACUCCUCACUCUACCUGAGGCUGGCAGAGGAGUAUCUGGCUACGUUCCUACCAUGUGAUGGUUCCACAGUCCUGCCAGAGUUGCCAAACCAUUACAUCUCUCAGAGCCCUCAUCGAUCCAUCCCUCAGAAGCCUGUGCGUACCUCCACGCUGUUCCGUCAAGAGGUGUUAGUAAAGAUGUUGAAGCAAAGUCCUGCAGCUAACACCUUGCAGUCCUCCCCCCAUGUAGGCAUCUGGCGCAGUGAACUCAUUGUUCAACUUUGUCUCGACUUUUGGCUGAGCAUGCCAAAUGCCUCCAGUCAGUGGGCUUACGACACCCCCAACCACUACUUGGGACCUUACAAGCCUUUAGCCUCCACAGCACAGAUGUUGUGGUCGGAGGAACAACUUCCCUCUAGUGAACAUCUCCACGCUGUGCGACUUCUUGUCAAACACUUGCACUACUUUGCCAACAGCUUAGUCGAGGACUCUAGUGCCAUGGAUGAGCUCAAGAAAAUGAUAAUUCCCUCAAGUCAAAGAAAAGUUUACCACUUCAUUCGCCAGACAAUGCAGCAUUGGCCUCUGGACUCCUCCUUUAAGCAAAUACUAGAGAUAUGGCUGAGUUACAUCCAGCCUUGGCGAUACAUGGACGUCCGCACCAUGUAUCACCGCCCCAGAGAAGACCCAACACCUGUUGACUCUCGAUGGCUACCGUUUAUUGCUGAGAAUCUCCUUGUCUACUCUGUAAUCUUUCAUCAGCUGAUAGAACGUUUCAAGAUGAUCGAUCUAGCCAGUCCAAAAAAUGCUCACAUGCUUUUUAGACUUACAAAGGUUUUCUCCCAGCCCAACUUGGCAGAGUUGUUGCGUCAGGUGGAAGGUAGUCUGGGAGAGUUUGAUGGCCGAGGUUACAGCAAGUGGGUCCAGUCUCAUCUGCUGGACUUGGAAGGCCCAGCGUUCCAGUACAAGGCUAUCUUCUCUGUCCACUCUAAAAUGGAGAACUUUGUCCGUCAAGUAAAGGAGGCUGAGUGUCAGGCAGUGAUAAGGCUGGAGGAGGAGAGUCGCAGAGAUGAACAGACCAGCUGGUGGGGACAACUCUUCUGUGGCGAUUCAGCCGAUCUUUACUCACUCAAUGAACGCAGGAAUGUUCCAAUCUUCCUUUCAGCUUCAGUCAAAAACCUCAUCAACAUCUUCCAGAUACCUGAAGAUUCUGUUGACAACAUCAACAGGUCCAUGCUGAACAACACUCCAGUCUCUUCAAGAUCUGUUUCCAUCAAUGAGAUGUCUCCGUCGGAUAUGAAGAAGAGGUUGUCAGACUUAGGGAAGGAGGGAGAUCCUGACUUGCAACCGAUCCGCUCCUACGAGAACGCUGGAUUGGUGCGGCUAUUAUACUUUUUCUGCUGUUGGGUCAACUGCAAUUAUUGUCGACAGUUGAACAGCUUGUACAUGCGUCGUGAUCUGAUUGGUGGCAUUGCCAGGCAGGUGUUGGCAGGUCCACAAAUCAUCUACUACUUUGACAAGAGUGUCCCGAAUGUGCCGUCACGUGUCUCUACCUCCUUGCCUCCUAGAUUGUCUCUGCGAGUGCUAGCCAACUAUCACUUCUUGGCCUACCUCAGCCUGCUCCUACUCAUUGCGUCGUUUGCUAGUGGAUUUAAGCUGAGUUUGGUCAUGUGUUUUGCAUUUUUCUCGUGGAUUGUGUUCAUGGUCAUCAGAUGGUUGUUGGGACAAGCUCCUUUAGUUCCGUUUGUUUCUGUUCACGAUAUCAGUGACUGCAGACCUAACUACUCAUUCGGAUGAUGAAUGAGUGGUCUCUUAAAGUUUGCCAUUGUGUGCAAAAAUGCUGACUUACAAACCACGUAAUGAUGGAUUUAAGUUAUUGGUUAGGUAAUUCAUUUCAGGAACACUUUUAAGCUCCCAAAAACCAUUGGUCGUCUAUUGGAAGUUUUAAUUAAAUUAAUUAAAAUGUUCAAUUGUCGCCAAUUAGUUUUUGUGAUCAGCAAAUGUAACAUAGUAGCUAAGUUAUAAAAAAAACUUGUUGUUAUAGUGUUUUUUUGAUAUUGUAUAUUUGUGCCAACUAUUUAUUGAAGUAGAGUACUGAGUAAGAUAAGACACCAUUGUGAUGAUUGGCACCACUCAUGUAAUACUGUGUUUAGAGACCACCCAAAGCAGUUAUCUCUAAACCAAGUAUACUUACUGGGGCGCAGUAUUCUUUACUGAACUUACUUUUACUUUUUAAUUAGUACUAUGUAUAAAGAUUUUAGAUGGAAUUAAAUUUUCCUUAUGCCUCAUUCUCAAAAGGUGUAGGCAGGCAGGGAACUCAAAUCCAGGACCAUGAAAUUGUCGAAUCUUGGGCUUAUUGCACUACAGUUACUAUUGAAUACUUAAUAUUUAAACAUUUAAAACUUUUUUUACUGUUGCAAAUCUACUUAUAAAACAGCAGGUUGUCCUUAGAUUUAAAGCAUAUACAAAUAGAAUAAAUAUAGACAGUUAGCUGUGCUGCGUUUAGCACAAGUUCUGGUGCCAACCGCCAGGAUUGCCAUGUAGUUACAGCGCACACCGCUGCAGCGUCUGUUGGUAUUAUCCGGCGAGGAGCCGACAACGGCAGCGAAUCGAAAAACAAACGGUACAUCGUGGAACCUUCCUUUGACUAUACUUAUUCUACUUGUCUAUGUUUACAGUCAAAGCUGUUAAAUAAUAUAACAUUGAUUAUGUUUUGAAUUUAACACCGAAAACUAAAUAACAAUAACCCCGGGAAUUCAUAGUCCUACAAAAUGAAAAUGUGUCUAUACACCUAAUUAAUUAGUAUUGUGAUAUAUCAGUUGUUAUUAUGAUAAUCUGGUUUACCUCACCUUAUUUUGUCAAAGUUAAUACAUUUUAAUUAUAUCAGAUUUUAAGCGUUUUAAGUUUAUUUCGUUCCUGUGACAUGUCUUACAUAUUCCAAUUUGGUAUUUGUUUACAAAUUUUGUUUUUUUUUAUUACAUUUAACAUUAAUUUAAAUGCACAUAAUUUAGUCACAUAGUUCUUAUUAUGUUACAUUGCCAAAACACCACUGUGAUGUCAGUGGCGGUGAUAAGAACCCGCGGGCCCCCCCCCCCCCCGCAAGUUUGUUCGCCGGGCCCCCCUCUCCCAAUGAUCUUUAAAAACAUUUUUCCAUGUAUUACCGCCUAAACUUGCAAUUUUGCAAUAAACUUGACAAGGCAUCUCCCGAGGCGUCAUUAUCGUCUUCAAUGAUCGCUGAAAAAUCGUAAAUACUUCCCGUAGUCAUAAGUCAUGGAAGAAACAUUAUCAUAGUUUACCCUGAUUGCAAAUGCAACCAAACCUAUGACAUCAUUAGAUAGCAGCAUCAUCGUCUCCCGCGUUCACGGCCCAAUCUAAUAUUACGGCCCAAUAUCUCCCCGCGACCCGUCGGUGGUGACGGAUAAAUCAUUUAUCCGUAAUCGCGGCUAAAUCCUAGAGAUAUCUCUCACUAAAAAAGAAACGUAAUUAUCGUCUUCCGCAACCGCGGUAAAAUAUUGAACAUCUGCGGCCACGGAGACAUCGUCAUAUCGUCACCCGCGGGGAAAUGUUCUCGUCGAUAUCCGCGAUCGCGGCAAAAGCGUAGGCCUAAUCUUUCAAUUUUGUGAGCGUGCAUGAUCCUCACGGAUAUAAAAGCUUUUAAUUUUAAUUUUGCAUUAUUGUAUUGAAUACUGAGAAAAUCGGCUCGAGCUUGAUUUUCUGACUUUAUGCUUGAUCUCUCAAGCUUGUAGUCCAUCAGGCUCUGCUCGGCUCGAAAAUCGGCAUUAUAGGCCUAUUAUAAAAAUCAACCGUUUCCAAAACAACCCGAUUUUGAACCGAUCUGAUUUGGCCUGAGGCCCUUAGUAACAUUUUUAGUGCGUUCAAGAUCGGGUUGCUUUGGAAACGGUUGAUUUUUAUAAUAGGCCUAUAAUGCCGAUUUUCAAGCCGAGCAGAGCCUGGACUACAAGCUUGAGAGAUCAAGCAUAAAGUCAGAAAAUCAAGCUCGAGCCGAUUUUCUCAGUAUUCAAUACAAUUAUGCACAAUUAAAAGUAAAAGCUUGUAUAUCCGUGAGGAUCACGCUCCCAAAAUUGAAAGAUUAGGCCUACGCUUUUGCCGCGAUCGCGGAUAUCGACGAGAACAUUUCCCCGCGGGUGACGAUGACAAGGCCACAUCGGUUAUAAAUACGGCCCUAUUAUUAUGCAACCAGUUUUGACUACGCCUUCACACAAUCCAUGAGGACAGUUCCAGUUAAUGCAACCCGCAUGACUGAUGACAAUUCUUUUACUUAGGUUGGUAGAUCAUUUAUAUGGAUUGGUCAAGUAAUAGUGUUAGUUUAGUUGUUGUAAACUACUUGAACUAUAGGUUUGAACAAUUUUCAUCAUAAAAAAACGUAGCCUAUUUUAAUUCUCAUAUAAAUAUUGUUAUGAGAGGGGACCCGUGUGGCUGAGCCUGUCACUAUAUCGCGGGCCCGUGUGCCAGUAAAAUUUACCGAAAAUCCCGGUCAAGGCUCAUGGGCACCCCUAGCUCGCGGGCCCCCCCGCACCGCGGGCCCGUUAUCGCCGCCACUGUGUGAUGUUCCUUCUACUUGUUCUACUUGUGUUCCUAUUUACUUGGACACGAAAAAUAGUAAAACUGUUCUCUAUUUUAGUGUAAAUUAUUUUCAUAAAUAUUGGUUUGGUUAAAAAAGCAAAAUUAGGGCUAAUAUAUGUUGUAAUUAAUGACUGUUGUAAAGACAUUUGUAUUUAAAAUAUCAAGAAACCCUCAACUCUGCUUUCUAUUGUACUUCCAAAGACUUAUCCAGGGACUGCAAGAAUUGUCUUAAAUUGGAUACCCUGUAAGCAGGGAUUAUGUUAGUAAUUAAAUUUACUUGGUUUGCUUGUUAAAUCUGUAUUUAAAAACAAUUUGGUUAAUUCAGUUAAUUUUUUUUUAGUUUUUGCUUAUUUUCUUACAUGCUGUGCAUGCAAAAUUAGUAGGCCUAAUGAAUAAAAAUAUUUGUUUCAAAGAAGAAAAGACUGGUAUCAAUUACUUAAGAAUUAAUUUAAUGUAAAUAUAGUGCUUUGAAACAAAAAUAUUUUUAUUUUUUAGUAGUAGUAUACUGUAUAUUUUCUUUGUACAUAAAAAUCAUCAACCUGUCAUUUCCAAAAAUGUUUCAU
Molecule: messenger RNA, 5862 nt
Organism: Macrosteles quadrilineatus (aster leafhopper)
Lineage: Eukaryota; Metazoa; Arthropoda; Insecta; Hemiptera; Cicadellidae
Product: sphingomyelin phosphodiesterase 4-like
Exons: 14
Coding region: 248-2512 (754 amino acids)
Biological process (GO): glycerophospholipid catabolic process; sphingomyelin catabolic process; ceramide biosynthetic process
Molecular function (GO): sphingomyelin phosphodiesterase D activity
Source: RefSeq, a predicted model, not a curated record